Molecule: messenger RNA, 6664 nt
Organism: Miniopterus natalensis
Lineage: Eukaryota; Metazoa; Chordata; Mammalia; Chiroptera; Miniopteridae
Gene: FZD5
Product: frizzled class receptor 5
Biological process (GO): non-canonical Wnt signaling pathway; canonical Wnt signaling pathway
Cellular component (GO): plasma membrane
Molecular function (GO): Wnt-protein binding; Wnt receptor activity
Source: RefSeq, a predicted model, not a curated record
GCCACACACCGCCUUCCUCUCGCCUAGGUGCUGCAGGCGCGUUCGCCCUUCGUGCGGCUUCGGGACCCCGGUGGAACGCACGGCCUGCCCCUGCCCCGCCCGGAUCAUGCGGGGGGCCCCGGAGGAGGAGAGGGCGAGUGACGGGCCUGCGGCGAUCGCGUUCUGGGGGCAGCCCCCUCUCUGAGACGCCCCCACCUGCUGCCAUGUGCCGCCGCCUCGUACACCCAGCCUAUCGCCAAACUUUCCAGGUGCCAGCUUGGCUCUGAAUCGCGUUUCUGAGGGGACUGUCCCAGGGACGGAGGACCCAGCCUGGUUGUGGAAUAUCUGCUUCUCUCCGGAGCCACGGAGAGUACUUUCCUUGGAAUCGGAGCCCGAACUGCCCCUCCCAAACCCUAUCCGGCGAAGAGCUUAGCGCGGAGGGAGGCAGCGCCUUCCCGAAACAGUUUAUCUUGGGGCGGAUUUCUUGAAGAGAAAAAGAACCAACAGGUUGCCAGCCCCGGCGCCACACUCCAGUCGGCGGAGAGGGAAGCCCCGGUCCCGGUUUCCCCUGCCGGCGUGGGCCCCGCGCGGGCUGUGCGAGGCGAGGGGAGGGAGGGGGCUAUGGCUCGGCCUGACCCUUCUGCGCCGCCCUCGCUGCUGCUGCUGCUCCUGGCGCAGCUGGCAGGCCGAGCGGUGGCCGCCUCCAAGGCCCCGGUGUGCCAGGAAAUCACGGUACCCAUGUGCCGCGGCAUAGGCUACAACCUGACGCACAUGCCCAACCAGUUCAACCACGACACGCAGGACGAGGCGGGCCUGGAGGUGCACCAAUUCUGGCCGCUGGUGGAGAUCCACUGCUCUCCGGACCUGCUCUUCUUCCUGUGCUCCAUGUACACGCCCAUCUGCCUGCCGGACUAUCACAAGCCCCUGCCGCCCUGCCGCUCGGUGUGCGAGCGCGCCAAAGCCGGCUGCUCGCCCCUCAUGCGCCAGUAUGGCUUCGCCUGGCCGGAGCGCAUGAGCUGCGACCGCCUCCCGGUGCUGGGGCGCGACGCCGAGGUCCUGUGCAUGGAUUACAAUCGUAGUGAGGCCACCACGGUGCCCCCUAGGAUCUUCCCGGUCAAACCCACUCUCCCAGGCCCACCAGGAGCUCUGCCCUCGGGAGGGGAGUGCGCCGCUGGGGGCCCGUCGGUGUGCAAGUGCCGAGAACCUUUCGUGCCCAUUCUGAAGGAGUCGCACCCGCUCUACAACAAGGUGCGGACAGGCCAGGUACCCAAUUGCGCGGUGCCCUGCUACCAGCCCUCCUUCAGCCCCGACGAGCGCACGUUCGCCACCUUCUGGAUCGGCCUGUGGUCCGUGCUGUGCUUUAUCUCCACCUCCACCACUGUGGCCACCUUCCUGAUAGACAUGGAGCGCUUCCGUUACCCGGAGCGCCCCAUCAUCUUUCUGUCAGCUUGCUACUUGUGCGUGUCUCUGGGCUUCCUUGUGCGCCUGGUCAUGGGCCAUGCCAGUGUCGCCUGCAGCCGUGAGCACAGCCACAUUCACUACGAGACGACGGGCCCUGCGCUCUGCACUGUCGUCUUCCUGCUGGUCUACUUCUUCGGCAUGGCCAGCUCCAUCUGGUGGGUCAUCCUGUCGCUCACCUGGUUCUUGGCAGCCGGUAUGAAGUGGGGCAAUGAGGCCAUCGCAGGCUAUGCACAGUACUUCCACCUGGCCGCAUGGCUCAUCCCCAGCGUCAAGUCCAUCACUGCGCUGGCACUGAGCUCCGUGGACGGGGAUCCAGUGGCUGGCAUCUGCUACGUGGGCAACCAGAACCUGAACUCGCUGCGCGGCUUCGUGCUGGGCCCUCUGGUGCUCUACCUGCUGGUGGGCACGCUCUUCCUCUUGGCGGGCUUCGUGUCGCUCUUCCGCAUCCGUAGCGUCAUCAAGCAGGGCGGCACCAAGACGGACAAGCUGGAGAAGCUCAUGAUCCGCAUUGGCAUCUUCACGCUGCUCUACACGGUGCCCGCCAGCAUCGUGGUGGCCUGCUACCUGUACGAGCAGCACUAUCGCGAGAGCUGGGAGGCUGCGCUCACCUGCGCGUGCCCGGGCCCGGACACGGGCCAGCCGCGCGCCAAGCCGGAGUACUGGGUCCUCAUGCUCAAGUACUUCAUGUGCCUCGUGGUGGGCAUCACCUCCGGCGUCUGGAUUUGGUCCAGCAAGACUGUGGAGUCCUGGCGGCGAUUCACCAGCCGCUGCUGCUGCCGCCGGCGACGGGGCCACAAGAGUGGAGGCGCCACUGCUGCCCGGGACUAUGGCGAGGCGAGCGCAGCGCUCACGGGCAGGACAGGGCCACCGGGCCCCGCCGCAGCCGCCUACCACAAGCAAGUGUCCCUGUCGCACGUGUAGGAGUCCUCUGCCCGGAGUGAGGGGGAGGGGUGUUUUGUUUGGAAGCUUUGCCAAGGUCACUUCCGUUUACCUUCCUGGUGCUGAUGCCCCCUCCUGGAGCAACUUGGAGAGAAGGGGGAAGGGCCCUUCCCAGGGAGUAGCUGUCCCGGGACUUCUCAGAGGGGCUCAGCUCACGUGUAUUCUAUUUUGCGUUUCUUACUGCCUUCUUUAAGAGAACGCUUUUAAUUUAAUAUGUAUUUUUCUUAAUUUUUAACUUUGUUGCAUUUUGGCAACAAAAUUUACCUUUGCUUUGGGGGCUUUACAAUCCUAACGUUGGCAUUAUAAUGAAGUUCCACUUGGUUCAGGUUGCUUUGAACUGUGUGUUCUGAAUUGGAAAAAUAUAUUUCCUAUAUUUGUGUCUUUAAAAAAAAUGUGAACAGUGAAAGUCUGGGUUACUAUGACUGAGAAUCCAAUGGGUGUGCUUUUUCAGCUUGUUUCUCCUUCCACUGCUUAAAGUGUCCAAGAUGUUUUAAGGUGAGCUGCUUGACCCUGUUUAUGAAAUUCCAGGUCAUACCAAGGACUGCAUAGUGUGGUUAGGGCCUCCCCAAAAUGACAAGGUUAGGGAGUGUUUAGCGAUUUUGUGUUCAUUCUAGCUUUGUUUAGUGAGCUUCCGUUUCUUUUCUGUAGUACUUGUAAUCAUUCUCAUUCUUAACAGCGCCAGCUUUUUGAAUAAGUUAGAGGGAGCGUUGUAGUGCCCGGUAUAAAUAUUUGGAGUAGUGAAGACCUAAGGGAUGGAAAUUGGUCGAGCUUGAAUUCUAGACUGAUAAGAUGGCAGCUCUGUACCAGAGGAGUGGGUGGUUCUUAAUAGGCUUCAGUGAUCCCAUUUUUUAUUUAUUUUUUUUACAAAACAACUUGUGUUAUAAUUUUGGUAAAAGUAUAAACCCACUCCUUUCUUCUGGAACUACUUAGUUGCUAAAGAGGGCUGCUUUGUAGAUUUAAGGGCUAAAAUGGAUAUACUUCCAGUAAUUAAGUAAAUUUCCAACAUUUACUUGCUCCACCCCCAUCCCACCUCCUUUAUCAUGUUAAACAGUCUUUUUGGUUUUCUUAUUCCUCUCCCCUGGAGAGCUGUGAUUAGAAACCACACCCACCCUCCAGUGAGGUGCUCGAACUGGGGGAGGGAAGCUGGCUACCUGUGAACAAACAUUGGCAGCAAUGAGAGAAAAUGUGUCCCUGGACUUUGGACUAGUGUAUGGCCAGAUAUUCCAAAAGCAGCAAGACGUUGCUCUCUGCAGUCUCUGAAAACAAAUGAGGCCCAUAGCACACUUGCGUUAGUUUUUUAAAAUGUGGACCAAGGAGGAAAGCUGUUUUCCCCACCCUGACCUCAGUAUAUUGUUCUUUCCCUCUUUUUCUGAGAAAGCCUAUGUACUGAUGAACACACACACAUACACACACUUUGCUGUAAGACGAUUCUGUUUGCUUUCCUUACCUGUCUAACCCAUUGAUACAUGAAAGCCUAUAUGAUGAACACACACACACAGAUUUCUUUACUAUUAGAAACUUCUGUUUGCUUUCCUAAUCUGUUUAACCAUUCAUUCAUGAAGAGUGUGAGGCCAUGACUGGGGAAGGGGGUGACAGUGCAUUGGCCAGCAAAAUACCAGUGACGGGGGUUGAGUGGGUACUAAAUUUAGGAAGCUAAAGUGGCCAAAGCAAUUAAAAUUUGAGAAUGCCUCCCUAGGGAAACAAGUCUAGGGAAUUUGUGCUUCAUUUAUACCAAAGUUGGAAAAGUAAGAUUAAAGCCCAGUUCAAUUUUUACUUCAUGGUUAUUAAGUAAACAAAUGAAUAGUUCCCAUAGUGAAUUUAAACGCUUUGCUGGGGGUGUGGGAAGCCUGGUAUUACAGUUUUAACGACUCAGAAGCUGUUCACAGCUUUAAAACCGCACUGCUCUUACACAUUCAUCCUCUGAAUCGAUGAAAAGUUCAGUGGCUUUGACAAAACCUGGUACACACAGCCUAGAGAACAUUUUGUGUGUCUUACUCCCCUACUUACUCAGAAGUGUCUUAGACCCUCGAAAUGAUUCCUGUCUGGGUGCAGUUCCUCUCCUAUUUUCAAAUGAGGCCCUUUCCUGAUCAACGUGACCUUCCCUCAUUUAGUAUAUCUUCCCUGAAAGUACACAGAUGGUUCAGCUGUCUUCAGUCCCUGUGCCUGAUUUGGAUUGUCCCCCCCUUUGUCUUUUCCUUUGUGGAGGAAUCUAGAAAUGGUGCACAGUGUAUCUAAAAGUUGUAGGAUGAGUGGAUGAAAAUAAUUUAAUUCUUCAUUUAAAAUUAUUUUUUUCAUUUUGGCCACAUGCCAAACUUAGAGUUAACACAAAGGAUACAAGGCCCAGGAGAGGUGAUACAGGUAAUGCUUUUUGGGGUCUACUUUCAGAGCUGCCUUUUUGUUUUCAGUCUGUUUUCACCCUGCUUUCCUCCUUUCCCUCCAGGAUAAAGCCCACCUGCUUCCCUGAAGUCUCCCUAAUAUCUACCACCCCACCCCCUACCCAGGGGAGAGAAGCCGAGCUAUUUAUGCUCAUCCCCUAUUUCCAUCCCAACACUACCCCCCCCGCCAUUUGCAUUUUUAUUAUGCAAACCAUUCAUACUCAUGGAAACAAUGAUAAACUGAAAGGUUGGGGGGGCGGUUAGCAACCUCUUCACAGCCAGCUUGUGAAGUGGGAGAGGGUUUGGGGACUCCGUUUGGUCUCACAUGUACAGCCUUGGGGCUGUCCCUUUCACAGUUCAAUUUUAAGCAUUGUCUUACUUCCUACAUUAGGGGGUGAAGAUUUAGAAGGUGGUCUAAAGGAGCUAAUGUGAUCUCUCAGUGAAUCAGUUGCCAUGACUUUAGGAAGUGCUUUUAAUUUAUAUUAUUUCUUCCUCACAUUUUGAAGUUGUCUAAAUUGGCUGAAAAAAUUUUUCUUGGUGCCUUAUUGAUUUAUCCUUGCAAACCUUUGUCAUAUUUUCACCUGACCACUUCUAAUGACGGGCCUGUGCGUGUGUGUUGUGUGUAAUUGUGCGCAUGUACAAGCUUAAAUAAUGUGCCGACAGCACUGUUUCCAAACUGGUAUUCAUUAGGCUGUUUCCUCCUGGGCCAGGGCUGCACUAAUCCUGACACCGGCUGCCAGGAGAAAACCUCAUGGAUCCCACACUGAACCUUAAUAACAGCAUCCGUGACCUGCACUGUCAAGUACAGAAUGGGACCCCCAGAGCUAGGAAAUGUAGUUGUAUAUUUUAAUGAACUGCUACCCCUGCUAAAGAGGCUUCUUUCACUUUUGUGCUCUACAGAAAGACCAAGGGGGGUAGAAGGGACAAAGCUUUGAAUAACUGCUUUCUAACACCGAAUGUGGCAAACAGGACAGAGCACAUCACAAAUCUAGGCAGGUGUGAGGUAGAGUGGCUGAGAUUUGCCUGCUCCCUCUGCAUGUCCUUUCUUGCUUCCUAAGUCCAAUCAAGUGAUCUUGGGAAAGAAAUAUGCCUGAGUUGGGGAGGGUGGUUCUGAAAGAAAAAGCUACCAAGACAUUAAAGCAGGGUGAGGGGCAGGCAGGAUGUAAGUCGCUAAGUAACCUGACUCAACUCACAAAGCUUCUAGCAGCUUGAUGACAAUUACAGGAUUGAUUUCAGCCAGGAUAAUGCCUGUGGUACAUCAUUUUACAACAAUAUUACUUCAUGUUGUUACAAACUGUAUGUAUAGUAUGUAUGUGAUGUGGGUCUGUAUAUACAUAAUAUAUAUUAUAUAUAUAUGAGAGAUUUAGUGACUUUUGAUACGGGUUUGGUGCAGGUGAAUUUAUUACUGAGCCAAAUGAGGCACAUACCGAGUCAGUAGUUCGAGUCCAGGGCAUUUAAUACUUUUUAUGAUUUCCAUAUAUGUAUAGUGCCUACCCCAUGCAGUAGCUUCACAAAGACAUCUCCAGAACUCCCGAAUCAGGGCCAGCGAUAUUUUAUUUGUAGACAAUCAACUUGAAUCUAUAAGUUAUUACUGGCAGAUGAUUAUCAUUCUGAGUCCAUAGCAUUAACAAAUGGAAACCCAGAGCAUCUUGAGUUUUUUUGUUUUCCUGGAAUUCAGUAGAACAGCUGUGUAUGUGGUUAUGUUAGUCUCAUGAUAAUUUGCUGACCUUAUUAUUUCAGAAAAAUUUUGUAUGUAUUAUAUUUGCUGGAAGGUAAAAUAAUGCUUUGAGAUUUUUAUCAAAUAUGGAGAGUAGUUAUUUAUGAAAAACAAAGAAAUGUCUAUUUUUGUUUCUUUGUUCCCAACUAAUGUAGAUAAAUUUUAAAGUGCAUUAAAGCAAUGGUAAAGAAAA